Durotheca rogersii is the source of this 1006-nucleotide messenger RNA. RefSeq lists its product as uncharacterized. The record is from RefSeq and is a predicted model, not a curated record. The coding region runs from base 144 to 851 and encodes 235 amino acids. The transcript has a single exon. NCBI's taxonomy places the organism in Eukaryota, Fungi, Ascomycota, Sordariomycetes, Xylariales, Xylariaceae.
UGGGGGGGGGGGGCCGGAAUGGCGGGAGUCGGGACCGCAGGGGCACGGAUGAUACCACGUUCCGGAGUGUUGUCGUCGGUUAGAACUAGCCUUGGAUUGCUUCGACGGUUUUUUGCUAAUACGUGCUACACCUACAUACGUACAUGCCUUGCUUCCCGCCUCAACGUGACGUAGAUGCCCAAACGCGUCGCGCCUCGCUUCUUGGCCCCGAGCAUGGCCGCCUAGCGCAACUCGCUGGCCGACGAUGCGACGUAGUGGUAGUAGUAGUAUCGCAUAGGACGGAGCGAGAUACCAGGCGGUCUACAGCGGGUCGGGCAGAUAAACAGGAACGCGAGCGGAACGCUACGCGAGACCCUCCUUCCCCGACGGGGCCAUCGUACACCCGUCAUCUUCGCCGCCGCGGAGUUCCUUCGCGCAGCGUAGAGUGUGUGUGUAUAGCUCUAUAUAUUGAUUACCCAUGCGAAUGCGUCUUCUCUAUACCUAUGCUAGUAGCUGCCCGGCCGUCGCCUCAUGCGUGCGUCGCGUCGAGAGAGUCUUCGCUGGUCCGACGGGGCGGGUCGGAUGCGCUCCUGCUGAUCUGCCGCCGCCCGGCGAUCGUGGUUUGCCACGGCUGCCCUUCGUCACUUUACAGGCCCCCAUACAGUAAGUACACUGUGGGCACGUCUCUCCCCACGAGACAAAUAUCCUCGUGUAUUUCGGGAGGAUGGUGGAGUGCGCAGGGGUUUUUUUUUUUCCCCAGCCCCUUUCCAUUUGGCUCCCGCAUCGGCCCAUACCUGCCUACCUCAAUCGCGGCGGCGCUGGGACAGAGAAAUACCGUUGCACAACCCUCUCCCCUGCACCUUUCCUUCUAACCGUCCUUCGCACCCCUUCGCUUAACUUCCCCCCGAACGAGAAGACAACAACCUGCUGUGGAGAUACCAGAGGGGGGGCCGACCGCACUAUCGGUCACGGCCUAAUCGCUCUUCCCUGUCCUCCAGUAGCUCGUAUGCGGGGCGGAAAGGUUGCC